Molecule: messenger RNA, 984 nt
Organism: Humulus lupulus (European hop)
Lineage: Eukaryota; Viridiplantae; Streptophyta; Magnoliopsida; Rosales; Cannabaceae
Exons: 1
Coding region: 1-984 (327 amino acids)
Source: RefSeq, a predicted model, not a curated record
AUGGGGGCUGUUAAUGUUGCGAAGAACAAUACUGGUAAGAAGUCUCCUCAGGAAUUUCCUAUUCUGCAUUUUGAGAAAGAAGUUAUGGGGGAAAUUGGGGGUUGUGCAAAGAUUAUAGAUGAAGAUAUAGCUGAUGAGAUUAAUUACUGGAAUUCUGCCAUUGUUUGCUAUGUUUUAGGAGCUAACCCUCCUAUACAUGUUAUAGAAGGCUUUCUGAAAAGAAUAUGGAAGAAUAAGAAUAUUGAUAGAGUUAGUCUACUAAUUCAUGGAGUAUUUUUGGUCCGUUUUCAUUCGAUUGAGGAUCGGGAUGGUAUUCUUAAAGGUGGUUAUCAAUUAUUUGAUAAGAAGCCUCUUAUAAUGAAGGCUUGGGAUCUAGAUGUUAAAUUCACCAGGGAACAGAUGUGGAAAGUGCUAGUUUGGGUUCAACUCAGACAGCUUGAUUUGAAGUAUUGGGGGGAAAGAUCAAUGGGGAAAAUAGUGAGCACUCUUGGGAGGAUGAUCAAACAAGAUCAAGAUACUAUGAAUAGAGAUAAACUAGAGUUUGCUCGAGUUUUAAUAGAGAUGGAUAUAUCUAAAGGCUUUCCGAACUCGCUCAAAUUUGAAGAUGAAAAAGGGAGUCUAGUUUAUCUGGAGGUUUCAUAUGAAUGGAAACCAGAAAAGUGUGCCACUUGUAAUGGAAUAGGCCAUACUAGUAAUGUGUGUAAGAAGGCAAAAGUUGUGGAACAAAUGAAGAAAAUAUGGAAGCCGAACGAGGUGACAGAAACAGUGAAAAAUCCUCCUGAGAAAGAAACAGAGGAAGAUCAGGGAUUUAAAAAAGUGAAAGGCAAAAAGGUGGUGAUAGCAAGGCCAUCUCAAGUUAAUACAAGUAAUGCUUUUGAAGUUCUUGAAGAGAUUUUGAUUCAAGAAGAACAAGUGGGCAAAGUUCUUUGUGAGAUGCAGUCCAUUAUUGAUGGAGGGGGAGAUCCUCCACCAAUAAAUGAAUAA